This is a messenger RNA of Dichotomopilus funicola, 510 nucleotides long. RefSeq names its product Mss4-like protein. The record is from RefSeq and is a predicted model, not a curated record. Lineage: Eukaryota; Fungi; Ascomycota; Sordariomycetes; Sordariales; Chaetomiaceae. Gene Ontology annotation, molecular function: calcium ion binding. Gene Ontology annotation, cellular component: cytoplasm. The coding region runs from base 1 to 510 and encodes 169 amino acids. The transcript is spliced from 5 exons.
AUGAUUAUCUACACGGACAUCAUCACCGGCGACGAGAUCAUCUCCGACUCGUACGACCUCAAGGAGGUCGACGGUGUCGUGUACGAGGUCGACUGCGCUAUGAUCACCGAGAACGCCGUCCAGGUUGACACUGGCGCCAACGCUUCCGCUGAGGAGGCUGAGGAGGCCCUUGAGGACACCGCGGUCAAGGUCAACAACGUGAUCAACUCGUUCCGCCUCCAGUCAACCUCGUUCGACAAGAAGACCUACCUGACCUACCUGAAGGGUUACAUGAAGUCGGUCAAGAAGGCGCUUCAGGACGCCGGCAAGUCAGAGGAUGAGGUCAAGGACUUCGAGACCAAGGCCGGUGCCUUCGCCAAGAAGAUUGUUGGCAACUUCAAGAACUGGGAGUUCUACACCGGCGAGUCCCAGAACCCCGAUGGCAUGGUGGUUCUCCUCGACUACCGCGAGGAUGGGACUACUCCUUAUAUCGUUGCCUGGAAGCACGGUCUCAAGGAGACGAAGGUGUAA